This is a messenger RNA of Gossypium arboreum, 1005 nucleotides long. RefSeq names its product thioredoxin-like protein AAED1, chloroplastic. The coding region runs from base 90 to 854 and encodes 254 amino acids. Gene Ontology annotation, molecular function: antioxidant activity. The transcript is spliced from 9 exons. The record is from RefSeq and is a predicted model, not a curated record. NCBI's taxonomy places the organism in Eukaryota, Viridiplantae, Streptophyta, Magnoliopsida, Malvales, Malvaceae.
AGCCUACGGAUCUACGGUUUACAAUUUUAGUGCAACUUUUCGUUUUUUUUUUUUUGUCUGUAACGAAUUAGUGUUCACAGUUCACAAACAUGGCGAUUUCCCUAUCGACAAAUCUCUUGCCAAACACUUUCCAGUGCAACGGGAACCACAAUCAUCGUUCGACGCGCCUCUUUCCCAACCAACCAUUGAGUUUCGGUCUCAAACACCGUAGAAACGAGAACAAACUCUUCACGCCACCGAAUCCGCCGGUGCUCUCCGCCGUCUCCGGCUCUACCGGACUGGAAUCUUCUGCAGUGAGUGAAGAUACUGUUGAUUUGUUGGAUACGGUCACAGUGUUUGAUUUGAACGGCAAUGGAAUCCCCAUCUCUGAUUUGUGGAAAGAUCGGAAAGCUGUUGUAGCAUUUGCUCGCCAUUUUGGAUGUGUCUUUUGCCGCAAACGGGCUGAUUAUCUUGCCUCCAAGAAGGAUGUAAUGGAUAAAUCAGGUGCUGCACUUGUUUUAAUUGGACCUGGAAGCAUUGAACAGGCGAAAACAUUUGCAGAGCAAACUAAGUUCAAAGGAGAGGUUUAUGCAGAUCCGAGCCACUCAUCAUACAAUGCACUAAGAUUUGUUUCUGGGGUUACAACCACAUUUACCCCCAAAGCAGGUCUUAAAAUAAUACAGUUGUACAUGGAAGGCUACCGACAAGACUGGAAGCUUUCUUUUGAGGAAGACACUGUUAAGAGAGGUGGCUGGCAGCAAGGUGGAAUUUUAGUAGCAGGUCCUGGAAAAACCAACAUUUUAUACAUUCACAAGGACAAAGAAGCAGGGGAUGAUCCAGAUAUUGAAGACAUUUUGAAAGCUUGUUGCUCAUAAGAAAUGGGGCCUAUAAUCUCAGUGAAAUUUCGUGUUUAUAAUCUAUCAUAGUGUAUAUUUGGGAAUUUUCAGUAAACUCUUCUGUUCUUUUCCGAUUAUGUGUGAUACAACAGAAAUAGAAAGGAGUUUUAUCAUUUUCUUUUCAUUUAAA